AUUUGACAGGCAGUCAACUUUUGUCUGGAAAAAAGUUAUCAUUUCAGAGGACAGUAAGUUUUAGUAGAAUAGCCACAUCAACAUUGCGUUGUUACGCCCCUUUCACCUUUUCUCACACCGGAUCAGUCCGGCUUAAGCUCUCGGCGCGAACGCACCGGUCCCAACGUCUUGCGGUUUCCCGCCAAAAAAGAUGCCGCGGCCUAAGCAACAGACUAGAGAAGAAAGGUUGGAAAAAAGGAGGUUGUAUGAAAGAAGAAGAAAAGAGAGAAUUAAGAGCAAUGAAGUCUCACGCGAAGAGUUUUUGAGAAAAGACAGAGAAAGGUAUGCCAGAAAAAAAGCAGCGGGAUUAAUUGUUUCAAGGCAUCUAAUGACCCCUAAAAAAUUAAGAAUUCUAAGAAGAAAAAACAAAAUAAGUGCUGCUGCUUAUUACCAAAGAAAAAAAAAUAGAGCAGCUCCAGCUCCUAUAGCGGCUCGUGCUAACCCUCUGGAUGAGACAAUUGGGGAUCAAAGUGAUGGUCCUGGACUAAGCACUUCCUGUCACAGUUCCUUCUUGCCUACUUUACGGCGCAGCUUACGAUUGAACAGCAAUAGUAUUAGUACGAAUAUCCAAAUCCAACGUUCUAAUACUACAGAAGCUAGAAGCUUUCAUCGGGUAUACACAAGCAGUCCACGACAAACCCUGCUAUCAACGCAUCAAAAUUUUGUAAAUUUUAACUAUAGCAAUCCUGGUCCAAGCACUUCUCGUCAAGGGAAUCCAUCUUCGGCUCGGCGCUGCUUGCCGAUGAAUAGCGAUAGUACAAUUGGUUCCAAUAUUCAACAUCAUAUUGAUGACAAUGUAGUAACUGGCACUCAUUGUGUACAACCAAGUGGCGUACAACGAAUAACAUGUCCAUCAAAUCUAAGUAGUAUCGAGUCAACAUUAUGCCCCAACAGCCCUGUUUCAGACUCGUCAAUUACAUCUGUAGAAUUCAAGCGAGGACUUAAAGACAAAUUUCGAAAAUAUCAAAAAACUAAAACUAAGCUAAUAACAGAAUUACAAAACAAAUUAUUACAGGCCACUAAGGAAAAAGAAAUGUUCAAAAAAAUGUGUAACAGACUACAAAGCAAUUAUAUGAUUUUGAAGAUAAGUACCCAAAAAGGAGAAAAACCAGCAGUAGAAGUCAUAAAACCUGAUGAAAAAAAAAAUCGAAUUCUGAGGAGGGUGGUGAAAUUUUUAGAAGAUGAUGAAAAUUCAACACUGUGUCCUGGAAAAAAUGACACCAUAUCUAGACAUGGAUUAAAAAAACAAAAAAGACUAUUGACAGACACACUUAAAAAUUUACACUUGAAAUAUUUGGGACCUGAUCCCAAAUAUUUCAAGUGUAAAUUGUGGUUCUUUGAGGUUAUUGUAACCUCAAAGAAUGAUAUAUGUAAUAAUACUAACUGUAAUAUCUGUAUAUUAAUGAUGAUAUUAAAAAAACUGUGUACUGUCCUGUCUCAGUGUUUAUCUAAAAUUUGUGGAAAUCAAACCUAACAAAGUACGGAACCCUGGCUGGGGGCACGGUUGUUCUUAGCUGUAUCAUUUCGGUGGAUUUAUCAUUUCGGUGGUAAUUUUUAUCAUUUCGGUGGACACUUUUAAUUUCAGUGGACUCUUAAAACUUUAUCCUUAAAUAUUUAUGUAAGUUUUGAUAAUAUUUGAUGUCCACUCACGCACAAUGUUAUAAAAUAGACUAAAGUAUUAUUUGUCACUAAAAAUAUAUAGAUUGCAUUGAAAUAAAAAAAUCCCACCGAAAUGAUACAUAAAAAUCUCUUGUUGA
This is a messenger RNA of Spodoptera litura, 1796 nucleotides long. The record is from RefSeq and is a predicted model, not a curated record. NCBI's taxonomy places the organism in Eukaryota, Metazoa, Arthropoda, Insecta, Lepidoptera, Noctuidae.